AUGAAAAAAACAAGAGACAAACCAGCAAAACUGAAGUGCAGGGAAAUCCAGGAGCGUAAAGGAGACAAGACACCAGAGCUCAAGUGUGACUCAUCGAUUCAGGUGCAGACAAUCAAGAAGGAGGGAAACCAGACAAAGAUAGGAAGUAAAGGAAAGAAGCUUCAAAUCCAGGACAUUUUGAGAACUGUGUCAGGUCAAAGCACUGAAGAGUGUGUUCCUAACUACUUUGGGAUUGACUACAUUCAUCAGUUGGACGCGGGAAACCUCAAGUUUGUGGACAGUUUCCAAAACUGCACCAUCAUUAAGCGGCUAAGCCUUAAGAGGCGGCCCAGAGCGGCUGUUAAUAAUGCAGAAAAAACGCAGAGUGGUGUUUCAUCCAGUCAGUGGUAUUCUGAAGAAUCCUUCACAUCAUCAAGCACAGUUGAUACAAGACAAUUGGGUUUGUCUGCCACAACGAAAGGUCGACCACCACUUCCUCCUCCGCAUUGUUCCUCCUUGGAUACUAAGCUGAUAAGGAAUGGGGGACUAGAAAAAUCUCAAAUACUUACUGAGUCAAAGCCUCAACCUACUGUAAGAUCUAUAAAAAGACCUGCUAUGGAGACCAACAAGCACCUGGAGCAGGAGAUGACCAGCCAGCCUCCACCUCAGCCUCCACCUCAGCCCCAACCUCGGCGACGACUGGCCAGCUUUGGAGGGGUAAGCUCCCCUGGGUCACUCUCCCCCUUCACUGGCCUUGUGGCAUAUAAUCAGAGCAACAGUGGAAACAAGUAUACUGGAACAGGGAGUGACAUGAACGUUCACUUUAGCUCAUCCCUUGGCGCCAGAGGCAGCACAGGGAGCCUGACAUUUAGCCCACAGAGCUCUGGUAGAACAACUCCAGUUCAGAGUCCCGGCUCCAUGCACCUGCAGCAUGUCCGUGACCAGAUGGUGGUAGCUCUGCAGAGGCUGAAGGAAUUGGAAGAGCAGGUGAAAAUCAUCCCUAUCCUCCAGGUAAAAAUAUCAGUCCUUCAGGAGGAAAAGAGGCAACUCCACUCUCAGCUCAAGAACCAGAGUGACAAUGAGGACAUGAACAAUGGGAUCUGUAGGAGAGCUGAUAGCAUGGAAAGGUCUGAUAUUAAGGUGCAUAUAGAAGAGGGACACAAAGUGCAGAGUGACCCAAACAACCUAAGUGAAUUCAGGAAACUGACUAAAGAGAUGCAGGCACUGGAAAGAAGCCUCAAGGGUGGACAUUUGCAUGCUAGGCUAGGACAAGGCCAUACCUCUGCUCAUGAAAAUACAGUCCUAGUUGGAAUUGAUGAAGACGCCACGUUGCCUAAACCUUUAAAAGAAAACAAAUGUGUGUUCACAAAUCAGGUAGAGACCAGAGACAUUGCAACAGAGGUGUCUGAAGUUAAUCUUGGAAUUUACAGUGUGAGGGAAGCAGAGCUUGAUGCCCAACAGCUAUUAAUUGGUGCCCUGAAGGAGAGAAUUUCUUACUUGGAAGCAGAGUUGAAAGAAUCAGCCCUCCAGACAGAGAUGAGUCGGCUGAAACUGGAGCUUCAGGCGGCAGGAGCUAGGAGCAGAGCUGACAAAGCAUGUCUUGCAAAGCCAUCCACUGUGAGCACAGGUUUUGAAGCGAGGCCACACACCACAAGCCAGGGAGUGGGUAAUCACACAGAGGUACGGGACAAUAGCACGGGGGAGGCAACAGAGGUAAAGAGCGUGGGAGUAUCAUGUUGUGGACCAGAGCUGAGAAACGUUUGCACCGGACCAGAUGUACCCAUGAAGACCAAAGAAAAGGGCAUGGGGAUUCAGGUUUUAAAAAACACACAGGGCGUUUUGAUGGAGAUAAAGAUGUGUAAUGCAGAAACCAACACAGCGCCACCACUGGAGAUUGUGGGGUUAAAGAAAGGAAAGACUCAGUAUCGUUCAGUGGCUAGUGGGGACUGUUCUGUUGAUGUGAUCAUCUGUGAACCAAAGGAACUGGUUUCUGAAGGUAUGGCCACAGAUCCAAUCAGAAGAGCUGAACUGGGAAUCAUGGCAACACCACUGACAGCUUCACAGCGUACCAACACUCUAUCCAGCUCAGUGUCUCGCUUUACCAACACCAGGCAUACCUUCAGCACAGACUCCAGCACUAAUACUCUCCUCAGUACCCAAGACAAGCACACCAACACCACUCAGACUCUUACAAGGGCUGUGUCUGUAGGGAACCGGGUCACAGACAUCAAAUGCGCCCCAGAGACCCGUACCAUCGGUGUCGGAACUGCAACUCUGGUUGGAAAUGGUCUCAAAAUGACCAGAGACACUGGUGUAGGGUUCACAAACAUUAAUGAGAAUUUCCUGGUAGGACUGAAAACCCGAAAUAUGGCCUCUGGACCAUCCCAUCUGCCUGACCCUAUCAAGACAAGAAGUAUCGGUGUAGGAGAGGGGAGGAUACGGGAUUUUUCAUCUUCACGCAGUACACCUGCCCAGAGUUCCCAGCAAUCUUCGCAGUCCCAGUGGGACCCUGAGCUUAACCACUACAUAGAAAAGAUGCAGAAGCUCCUCGGGGAGCAUGGGAACCUGCUCACAGACGACUGUUCAAACCAGUACAGUGGUCAAGGAAAUGACAGCUCCAGGUGGUCCGGCAACAACAAAGCUGAGGUCCAUCAUUUAUAUUCUCAGCCACCAGUCAGCAGAGAGUAUCAGUCUCCGUUUCAACUGUCAGUCCACUCUUCUAAAUGUGAAAAAACAAACCCAGAAAUCUGCCAACAGAGCGGCAAUGAAUCUGAGGUGAAAAGAAUGAUACAGCUGUUAGAGCAACAGGGAUCCUCGGCCUCGCAAGACAAGUCAGCUUAUCCUGGCGUGCAGCUGCCUGUGAUAAAGAAACAGAAUGGAGAGCCAGGCUGUAGCAGUAACAGGAGGAUCAUGAAGUUCAUGAGGGUGACAGCAGGACUGGACCCCAUGCCGUCUUACGAGCUCCCGGUCAGUGAGAAAGGAAACUCGGAGGAAGGGGACAGGAGAGGAGACAAAAAGUUAAGGGAACCCUUUCAAGGUACGACUCAAGCCAGAAAGGGCAAAGGAGGCUCCAACAAGGGGGUGAAGACGUCAAAGCCGCACACACAACAGAGGUGUAAGUUAAGUGAAAAGAUUUUCUCUGCUUGUCAAGCCUUAAAGAUGCACCUGAGUGAUGACACAGCUCUACCCAACAGGGAAUUGCAUAACUGCCUGCAAACGCUCCAGCAGGAGUGGUUCUCCGCGUCCAGCCACAAGUCGGCUGCUCCCGAUGCUGUGGCAGACUACUUGUCAGCGUUCCGGGUCAUUUCGCCUGCGGUAUUGCGGCACAUUGCGAAUAUGGUCGACGGCAAUGGAAACACAGCUCUGCACUACAGCGUGUCUCACUCCAACUUUGGCAUUGUCAAGAGACUGCUGGAUGCAGAGGUGUGUAACGUGAAUCAGCAGAACAAAGCCGGCUACACGCCCAUCAUGCUGGCGGCGCUCGCAGCUGUGGAGAGUGCAGAGGACACGAGGGUUGUGGAGCAGCUCUUCACAAAGGGAGAUGUCAACGCCAAGGCCAGCCAGGCCGGUCAGACCGCUCUCAUGCUGGCUGUGAGCCACGGCAGAAUGGGGGUGGUGCAGGCCCUCCUGGCGCAGGGGGCGGAGGUCAACCUCCAGGAUGACGAGGGCUCCACCGCGCUGAUGUGUGCCAGCGAGCAUGGCCACGCUGACAUCGUGAAACUCCUGUUGGCCCAGGCAGACUGCGACGCCACCCUGACCGAUGGUGAUGAAAGCACAGCCCUGUCCAUCGCACUGGAGGCCGGACAUCACGACAUUGCAGUGCUGCUGUAUGCUCAUGCCAACUUCUCCAGAGGACAGACUGGGGCCGCCGCUCAUCACAGUGUAAAGUCCCUCUCCUCCCCUGGUGGCAGACAUCAUUUUGAAUAAUGCGAUGGCUCAAAUUCAGAUUCUUCAUGAGAGUCACAUUCAUGAGGCGAUUCCGAUCAAAUCUCUCAUAACGAAUGUGAGGAUUUUAACAAUGUCCGUUUUAACCUCUGUCAGACAAAUUCUUUAACAUUGUAAUUUACCAGUUGACAGGAUACUAGUCGUUUUCAGGGUCCGGUGUCCCAUAGCAUUUGAAUAAUGUGGCUUAGUGUCAUUAUACUUCACAUCAGCAGCAGCUAAUAUAUGCAUAGCAGAGUAUAUUGGUUUGUAUUAAUAAUAUAUAACAUUUAAUGAUUGAACCUGCAGUUGUUUUGUUAUAUGCAUUACUUCAAAUAUGUUCUUUAUUCCUGGCGAUUCAGUUUUUUUGCAAAUAAUAUUUCAAAUAUUUUAAAAUACAUAAGAUACAGAAAGUUGAUUUGACAAAAUUGCUACAUAGUAGGUAAAGAUUUUGAGAUCAUUGGAUGUCCAUAUUUGUAUUGUUAUGGAAUAGAUUUAUAUAUAUUUAGGAACUGAUGUGUUACUAUUUCCAUAUUCUUUUAAUGGAAGAAUGUCAAACUUUGAUAUUUUCCAAUCAUAAAAUGACAUGAUAUUACUUAAGACUGAAGCAGGAACUUCUGCUGAUAUGCAAUACAUUGUGGAUAACGUGCAACGGAAUAUUUCAGCACUUGGGAAAAAUGCUCAUUUGCUUUCUCACAAAAUGAGAAGCACAACACCAACUCCCUGUGGGUUUAACAUGAGGAUAGCUUGGGUGUGAUACAGAUAACACAACGUCACGUUACCUGCUGAGCUGGACCCAAAUGCAAACAAAGAAAAACCGCAAGGCCUAGAAAAAAAUAACAUUUAGUCAGCUGAAGAACUCUGGGGAAACAAAACUGAAAAAAAAAAAAAAAAUCAGUAGACACAGCAACUGGACAUUAAAAAUAAUACUGAUCGAGGACCUGACACAUUUGACUUAAUCGACACAGAAAUAAUACAAAACGGUGACAGUGUAAUAAAGUCCAAACCAGAUUGAUUAAUUAGUAAGCUUUAAGAAGCUUUGAACCAUAUACAAAUGGAUGUAGACUCCAGGUCCAGAAAGUGAAGCCAAUGUAGAACUCCCUGACUCGUGUAUUAUCGCAAAUGACCAGCAGAGGGUGACUCCACUGGUUUUCAAAGAAUUCUGUUUGAACAAAUGUCUCUGAUCAUAAUUCUUACUUGAUUUUUUACAUCAGUAAACAUGUUCCUAAUUAGUUUAUUAUCACAAUUGCUAGUUUCAAGUAUUCUUAAAUAAACCAUGACGUUCUUUUUAGUAAAUUAUGGUCCCAUUUAGAGAAAAACAGAAGAUAAAGCAAUGCAUCAGGACAUGGAUAGUGUCUGAUUGACAGCUAAUAACAUCCAAUGGGUGCAGGUUACAGGUGUAGGUGGGCAUGCAGCGUCUUUGGUUACUUCUAGAUCAAACCAAGAUGGCGCUGGACGAAAUGCCCAACUAAAGGCUUCAAAACUGCAGAUUACACAAACCAAUAGUCCAGCCAGCUCCUUCCAUCCAUUCUUUUAUGUUAAGCUAAGGAUCUCACCUGGGGGCUGCAGCUUCAUAUUUAACGGACAGAUGUGAGAGAGAUUUUUCUUACACUGGAAGGGACUGAAAUAGCAUAUUAAAAAAAAAAUUUCACUCCUCCUUCAAAUGGCGUUGACAUUAAAAUGCUGUUUUGAUGAAAGCUGGACAGCUGAAUAUUUUCUCGUCUGUGAAUGACAUGUCUUUUGUCACCUGACUGUAACUUUU
This is a messenger RNA of Platichthys flesus (European flounder), 5662 nucleotides long. RefSeq names its product KN motif and ankyrin repeat domain-containing protein 1-like. The coding region runs from base 1 to 3906 and encodes 1301 amino acids. The transcript has 12 exons. Gene Ontology annotation, molecular function: protein binding. NCBI's taxonomy places the organism in Eukaryota, Metazoa, Chordata, Actinopteri, Pleuronectiformes, Pleuronectidae. Gene Ontology annotation, cellular component: cytoplasm; cytoskeleton. The record is from RefSeq and is a predicted model, not a curated record. Gene Ontology annotation, biological process: negative regulation of actin filament polymerization.